CAAAGAUGGCGGCUGGUAAACACAGGUCUCACAAACACUUCACUAUAGAAGAUGCCUUCGAGGAGGAUCCAGACGACCCCAUACGGGUUUAUGGCGCCACUGGUGAACGGUCGCCACUCCGGGCUAAGGCCCGGGAGCUACAUAAUGGCGCAGGUGGCGAGAUAAUGGCGCAGGAGACUCAAGAAUGUGUCAGUACCAAGGUUCUCCUGACUGUACCUGAUGUUGAUGCAAUAUCCCGCGACAGCGACUCUCUGAUACCUGGCGACACGUGUAGUAGUUUCUCCGACUCUCCGCGAUGGUGGUUCCUGCAUCCUAAAGUGCGGGAAAAAUGGAGGAUAGUCGCAGGAGCCUUCACUCUUCUUAUUAUGGGCAUAAUAUUACUCAUUACCGGUGUGGUUGUGGAAGCAGUACCACUGGAGAGUCUCUCAGGUCCAGUGUUUAUCAUCGCUGGUCUUAUAUGCUUCAUCCCCGGUGCCUACCAUGUAGUGUACGUCCUGCUGGCUGUCUGGGGUAAACGAGGAUAUGAUUUUUACAAUCUUCCGCUGUUCAACUGAUACACCGCUGCAGGGCUGUAGUUUCUGAAGUGAAUCUCAGUGCUGUACAAUAAGCAAGAUCUAUGAUACAGUAUUAUAAUAAUGUAAAAAAAAAAAUUAAGCACAAAAUUGUAAAAAUAUUGCCCACGAAAUUUAAUGGUGUAAUUGUAAUUAUAAUUUUUAAAG
Messenger RNA from Cherax quadricarinatus, 719 nucleotides. RefSeq names its product transmembrane protein 134. The record is from RefSeq and is a predicted model, not a curated record. NCBI's taxonomy places the organism in Eukaryota, Metazoa, Arthropoda, Malacostraca, Decapoda, Parastacidae.